CUACCUUUUCAGGCUCUACCGGAAGUUCAAACACGGUGCCUCUAGGAAUCGUUUGAGCGACUGUGAUUACGUGCGCUGUUGCAUGCUGGGAACUUGGAGGAGUAAUGGCGACUGUGGCCUAGCGGCAGAGCUCCUAGAAGAGAAGGAAAAACGGAUUUAUUCUUCAUCCAUCAUGUACGUUUGAUCCCAAACUAUUAAAGAUGACAACUGCAGCAAGACCAACAUUUGAACCUGCGAGAGGAGGGAGAGGAAAAGGGGAAGGUGACUUAAGUCAGCUCUCCAAACAAUAUUCCAGCAGAGAUCUUCCUUCUCAUACUAAAAUCAAAUACAGACAAACAAAUCAGGAUGCCCCUGAAGAGGUGCGCAACCGUGACUUCAGGAGGGAACUGGAGGAGCGUGAACGAGUUGCUGUAAGAGAGAAAAACAGAGAUAGACCAGCACGAGAACAUACAACUUCUUCUUCAGUGUCUAAGAAGCCCCGAUUAGAUCAGAUCCCUGCAGCUAACCUGGAUGCAGAUGAUCCUCUGACUGAUGAGGAGGAUGAAGAUGAAGACUAUGAAGAAGAGAGUGACGACGAUACCGCUGCUCUCUUAGCUGAGCUAGAAAAGAUUAAAAAGGAACGUGCGGAAGAGCAGGCCCGAAAGGAACAAGAGCAAAAGGCUGAAGAGGAGAGAAUACGGAUGGAAAACAUCCUGAGUGGAAACCCUUUGCUGAAUCUUACUGGCCCUGUUCAGCCUCAAACAAAUUUCAAAGUAAAACGGAGAUGGGAUGAUGACGUGGUCUUCAAGAACUGUGCAAAGGGAGUUGAUGAGAUGAAAAAAGAUAAAAGGUUCGUCAAUGACACACUGAGGUCGGAAUUUCACAAAAAGUUUAUGGAAAAAUACAUCAAGUAGUCCUUUCAGAGUAUUUUUUAAGUGCUGCAUUGCUAAUAGACUCGAUGAAUCAAGUCACUUCCCCUCCAUCUGAAAAAUCUUCUGGUUUAAAGGGAGAAUUUUGUCAACAAGUAGCAGCUCUAACCCAAGUCACUCAUACCAUUUUUACUUAAUCCCUCAGCUGUAAUAUUUUUAGGUCUCUUGUUUCAACAAGGCCAAGAACGUUUUUGUUUUGUUCUUGCUAUGAAUUUGUUUCUCAUGCUGUUUCUGUAAAUGUUUUGAAGAUUUAUUUGCAAUAAACUCAUUAUACUGAA
Anolis carolinensis (green anole) is the source of this 1186-nucleotide messenger RNA. RefSeq names its product CWC15 spliceosome associated protein homolog (gene cwc15). Gene Ontology annotation, biological process: mRNA cis splicing, via spliceosome. The record is from RefSeq and is a predicted model, not a curated record. Gene Ontology annotation, molecular function: RNA binding. Lineage: Eukaryota; Metazoa; Chordata; Lepidosauria; Squamata; Anolidae. Gene Ontology annotation, cellular component: catalytic step 2 spliceosome. Bases 201 to 893 code for a protein of 230 amino acids. The transcript is spliced from 7 exons.